UUUAUAUAUAUAUAAUAUAAUCGAUCUAUAGGAAACUCAAGCAAAUUCUGAUACAGUACCAACUCUUUGUUUCACAUAAAACUGAAGUAGGGAGAUAUGGAGGAGGGGUUGUUGUUGUUGAAGCAGGCGGAACAGCAUCAGUGGAGAUGGCCGAAGAAUGUUGAAUUCGCGGAGGAGGUCAAGAGGACUUGUUACAUAGCGUUCCCAAUGGUGGCGGUCACAGUCUCACAAAACUUGCUGCGGGUCGCUUCCAUGUCUAUGGUUGGUCAUCUUGGUGAGCUACAACUCUCUGGCACUGCAGUCGCUACUUCACUCACUAAUGUCACCGGCUUCAGCCUUCUCUUUGGAAUGGCGAGUGCGUUAGAAACUUUAUGCGGGCAGGCUUACGGAGCAGGACAGUACAGAAAGCUUGGUUACUACACAUAUGGCGCGAUAAUUUCUCUGCUUUUGGUCUGUUUCCCCAUUUCUGUUUUAUGGAUAUGCAUUGACAAACUUCUAAUCCUUCUCGGCCAAGACCCUUUGAUUUCGGCUGAAGCACGUAAAUUCUCAGUGUGGCUCAUCCCUACACUGUUCCCUUACGCCAUACUCCAAUUAAUUAUUCGAUAUUUACUGUCACAAAGUCUCAUUUUUCCAAUGCUAUGGAGCUCAAUCUCUGUACUAGUUCUUCAUGUACCUAUAUGUUGGGCUCUAGUGUUCAAGCUGGGUUUGGGGAUUGUUGGAGCAGCAUUAGCAAUCGGAGUAUCGUACACUUUGAAUGUGAUCUUUCUUGGGGUUUACUUGUAUAACUCGAAAGCAUGUGAAAAGACUCGUGUCAUGUGUUCACAAGAUGUUAUGACAGAUAUCAAGGAGUUUUUCCGCUUGGCCAUCCCAUCUGCUAUCAUGAUAUGUCUUGAAUGGUGGUCGUACGAGAUUGUUGUGUUGCUGUCUGGCCUACUACCAAAUCCACAAUUAGAGACUUCAGUGCUCUCAAUAUGCUUGACAGUUGGUGCCUUACACUACUACAUACCGUACUCAUUUGGAGCGGCUGCAAGCACACGUGUAUCCAACGAAUUAGGAGCUGGGAAUCCAAAGGCUGCAAAAAUGGCUGUCUUGGCUGUAUCGGCUCUUGGAGCAGUGGAAGUGAUCUUAGCCAUCACCAUUCUUUUCUGCUCUCAUUCUGUUCUUGGAUACGCAUUUGGUAAUGAAAAGGAAUUAGUUGACUAUGUUAAAGAUAUCACCCUCCUCCUUUGUUUCACCAUAUUUGCAGAUACAAUACAAUCAAUUCUUUCAGGAGUUGCUAGAGGGAGUGGGUGGCAGCAUAUUGGGGCAUACAUCAAUCUCGGGUCAUAUUAUCUUGUCGGAAUCCCUAUGGCGCUGGUCCUAGGGUUUUUGUGGCGACUAAAAGGGGAAGGAUUGUGGGGUGGACUUUGUAUCGGAUCUACAGUGCAAUGCAUUCUGCUUACUCUUGUAACAUGUUUCACUAAUUGGGAAAAACAGGUCACAAAGGCAAGAGAACGGGUGUUUUACAGGGCAAGUUUUGAUGAGGAAUGAUUCUUUAGUUAAAGAAACAAAACAAGCUUACACAUGAACAAUGAAGACUUUUCUACUAACCGGAAAUGCUGAAGAGGCAAACAACCAAUACUCAGAUAUAUAGAUAGAGAUAUAGAUGAGGAACUUCAACAAUGGUUUAAUGGAAACCAUAUGAUGUUAGUUUGUGAAGAAUAUUAGUUGCAUUCAUUUUGUAUAAUAUCAAUCGAGUUACUUACUAUA
Molecule: messenger RNA, 1749 nt
Organism: Erigeron canadensis
Lineage: Eukaryota; Viridiplantae; Streptophyta; Magnoliopsida; Asterales; Asteraceae
Product: protein DETOXIFICATION 14-like
Exons: 7
Coding region: 97-1530 (477 amino acids)
Biological process (GO): xenobiotic detoxification by transmembrane export across the plasma membrane
Cellular component (GO): membrane
Molecular function (GO): xenobiotic transmembrane transporter activity; antiporter activity
Source: RefSeq, a predicted model, not a curated record